GUUCAUUGCGUUGUGCAUGUUGCAGUUGCAGUGCAGUGUGCAGACUCGCAGACCUGAAUUCACUUUCUAGAUUCUACUGCCAUCCAAAAUUUCGAGUUUGUUUCUGCUCGUUCAAACGUGGUACUAUCGCUGUUUUGUUAACAUUAAAGUCAACUGCCAGAGUUAUGGACGCCAUGUCCGAUUCGACGACUGUGUUGGCAUCUUCCGAGGAUGAAGAUGAGAAGGGAACAUCCUCGGAAGAGGACAAGGGAAUCUCGGAACGUGAGUCGAUCUGCGCUUCGCCAACCGAUACCGUCGACCGAGCAUCAAACAGCGAUUACGGUUCGACGGGUUCCUCAUCUGCCCAGUCGUCGCCAGAGAGCAGCCGCUUGAAGCCAGAGCCUCUCCCGGCCAUACAGGAGAACCCACUUCCGAAAAAGCUGCGCGAUUUUGAGGAGAUCACUGCAAAAUACUCGGCAGAUGCGAAACAGAAAUUCUGCGCGGCGACGCAGCGUCCUGAUUACGAGGCGACGCAGAUGGCGCUCAGCAUCCCCGACAAGAUCCUCGUUCGCCACUCGCCAGCAACGGGCAUCCACCACGUGCUGGUCAUGGGCAGUGUCGAUUUCAUGAUGGACCCGUUGCCGUGUCCCUUCGCCGAGAAAGAGACGGCCUGCCGCGGCUUCUUGGCAAGGACCCCGCACUUUCUGCAGGUGCACCUGCGCACCAAGCACCCCCUGCCGAACGCCCUGCUCAACUUCGUGUGCCCGUGUCCGGCCCAGUACAACGGCGGUCAGACUUGUAAGGUGGCCACCUACGAUCCGGGCGACAUGAACAUGGUGCCGCAUCUGCGCAAGUAUCACGCCAAAUACUACGCCACGAUGUGCGCCGCCUUGGAGCCGGUCGAAGCCGACGAAGAUCCCGAACGGGUGCAGAAGCGUCUCAACUACCGGACGCGCGCCCGCCGCAUCCCUUUCCCCUUGUGGACCUACAGGAGGGACAUGCUCUUCCCCACCCAGAUCAUUCCCGACAAGAUCGUCAUCCCCACCAGAAUCGAGAAUGGUGAAAUCAAAUACAUCUGCAACGUGGAUCCCUGCAACGACCAACCGAUCGGCGAGGGCGAACCGCGAGCGGCCUUCUGCUUUCACAUCCACAUGUACACCGAGCACCGGAAGAGGUUCAGCAUGUUCACCACCUUCUACCACAAGUGCCCGGGAUGCGAGCGGAUCCUCGUUGCCGCCCAUGAAGAGCUGGAAACGCACGUGAAGGCUAUGCACGAGGAGCUGCUGCAUAAAGGAGCACGCGUCGAAUACUCGGAGGAGGCCAAACAGAAGCUGCAAGCGCUGGGAACAGCAUUCCCUUCCAGUGCAUCGGCGGCGCCCUCACCAACGGUCUGCAGCGGGACGACGGCGCCCCCGGGAGCGGCUCACUCUUCGUGCGGUACUACCGCUGCCCGGUCAAGACGUGCGAGAAAGUGGUGAUGGGCAGCGGCGAGUGUCAGCGCGACUACAUGCUCUGGCACAUCCGCGCCGAGCACCGCGACGUCUGGAAUGUGCCCGCGACGGAGAUCGCGGUCGCUGAAGAGUGAUGCUGGCGCUUGUGUCUCUGCGCUUCCGGACAUGAACUACAUCUGGUCGUCACUCUGUCUUCUGACCAAGACCGUGUUGUUACUAUUGUGGCGAGUUUUCCGUUUGUAAUUUGUACAUGUACUGUUUAUUCUGCUCCGUGCAGGAUCGAGACGAUUCACGAUGGCGAUCGCGUUUCCUAAUUAUUCCUGCAUUACCCGUUAUCGUCAUGACAGCCAUUGAUAAUUAACUGAAAUUUGAAUUUACGGACUCGCAA
Paramacrobiotus metropolitanus is the source of this 1818-nucleotide messenger RNA. RefSeq lists its product as uncharacterized. Bases 165 to 1457 code for a protein of 430 amino acids. The transcript is spliced from 9 exons. Lineage: Eukaryota; Metazoa; Tardigrada; Eutardigrada; Parachela; Macrobiotidae. The record is from RefSeq and is a predicted model, not a curated record.